GAAAACUAUUUAUAUGAUCCGUUUAUGAAUCUGAUGGUAGUGCGGACCACGGACAAAUACUGUGACUGAAUUUGUAUUAACCGCAUGGUAUAUAGUUUAAAAUUGCACAUAUCACUUAAGUAUGAUGUUUUCUUUGCGAUACGUUAAAAAACCGUUUGUUUUAAAUACAAUGUAAACGGAUAUUCAACGGUGAUAUACUUGCCGAUGAAUAAAUCUACCACAAUAUGGCAGAACAACAACAGUCACCUUCAGGCUUUAAACGUAUGUCUUUAGAUAAAAUUAUUGAAGCUAUGACUGCUGAUUUAGAAAGUUCCAAUGGUCAUUAUGUCCAAUUUGGUGUAAAUCAACAACAAGCUACGUCUCAUAAUUGGGGAGAUUAUUCUUCAAGUCAGACAAGACAUUAUAUCACUAGUCAAACUCCGCAGUCUAAUCCACCUACAAUGCAAUCAAUGACUCCGAUGAGUUCUCCUCUUUAUAUGCAAGAUAUGUCAAGUUAUGAUUCUGCAGCUGAAUCAAUUUAUUUUCCAUCGCAAACGGUUAAUCAUUUAGGUAUAAAUGAAAAUAAUGACUUGAUUGGUACAAUUGAUGUCGGAGGAGGCAAUUAUAUCAAUGUAAUUUAUGGAAAUGCUUCUCAAUUCAUGGCAGAACAAUGUCAACUUUCAAAUAUAACAUCAUAUAGAAAUCAAAAUAUGAUUGAUCGAGAAUAUGGUUUAUUUAAUGAUCGCCAUAUUACAGUACCAUCUGAUUUACCAACUCAAAAUUUCAAUGGAAAACAAUUAAUUGACAAUUUAGUUGGUAAUUGGGUACCAAAUCAAUCUGGAACCUAUAGUCCCUUUGGUGGGUCUCCAAAUGUAACACCAGUACCACAAUUGAACAUAGAAAUAAGAGAACCUGAUGAGCUACCUAGAUGUUCCACAGACACACAACAUAAAAAGCCUCGUGUAGUAGCAGAAGUGAAACCUAUGCGACCUUCAUAUUCCGAUGUACUGACAAAAUCUGCUCCAACACCUCCAUCUCCAUUAACAGUUCAAUCUACAAAACCGAAACCUGAAUCUACAAGUAAGAAGAUUUCCAAUAAAAAUUCGAAGAAUAAAUCCAAAUCUGCAGUAUUAAAGAGGCAAUAUUCAUCUGGAAGUGAUGAUCACAAUUCUCCAAAAAUCCAAGUACCACGGAAAGUUUUAGAAAAGAAUAAUUCAAACCUUCCAAGACGUUGGGUGUCAUUAGAUAACCUUGGUUCGCAAACUGAAUCUCAUGAAAUAAAUACUUUUGAUAGAUCGAAUCAAUUUGAAAAGAAAAAAGUUUCUAAAACAGCUAAGAAGACAGAAAAAGGAGAAACACUUAAUAAUUCAAAAGUUCAAAAUAGUAAUUCAAAAUCAAUUGGAAAUUUUCUUAAACGACCUAUACAAAUAAAUAACAACUUGAACACAAUGAAUACUUCCAGUCAAACUGUUUCUCCUGAAAAAAUGGAAAAGAACCAACAAGUUGUAAAUAAAACAAAUAAAGAAGAAAAGAAAGUUACUAAAGAAAAGAACUGUAAACGUUUUCAAGCUGAAAAAGCACAGCAGAUUAAAAAAGCUCAACGAAAUCGGAGAAGAGAGAAUAGAGAAUCCCCAGUGAAAGAUUUGUGUAAAAAUUUAAAUAAAUAUGCCAGUCGUUGGUGUAAAAUUGGAUUAAAAAUAUUUCAUUGGUUGUUACAUUUAGUAUCUGACGUAGUUAGUAUGAGUGCUAAUCUUAUUAUUCAACUUUUUAAAUGUGGAUGGUAUCAUACCAUAUUAUAUUUGAAAUACUCAUGGAUUUACAUAGCUGUAACAUUUUCAAAAAUUCGAAUCUUAAAUGCUGUUGGUAAACAAUUAGAUAAUUGGUUUGGAAAUAGUAAAUUUGCAUUUUGGCGUAAAAUAAAAGCUAAAAGCGAAGAAAAAGAAGAAAAUAGUAACUGGAUACGUGGUGGUCUUGAAACUAAUAUUGCAUUACCUAGUACUGGUGAAGAAGCUAUGAAGAGAUUAUUAGCUUGUAAAGGAAAAGAUCCUUACAGUAUACUUGGUGUAACACCAACGUGUUCAGAUGAUGAUAUUAAAAAGUAUUAUAAGAGGCAAGCUUUUUUAGUUCAUCCAGACAAAAAUAAUCAACCUGGUGCAGAGGAGGCAUUCAAAAUACUUGUACAUGCCUUUGAUAUAAUUGGUGAACCGGAACGUAGACAAGCAUUUGACCAAACAAGACAAGUAGAAGCAGCUUGGGGUGAACUGAGCGAUUUACUCUCUCAGCUUCACAGAAAAAUGGAACAAGCAGCAAAUACAAUAAGGUGUACAAAUUGUGGCCUGAGGCACAAAAGAAUUCCUACACAACGUCCUUGUUAUGCAGCACGAUUUUGUGCUCAAUGUAAAAUACGUCAUAGUGCGAAAGAAGGAGACAUCUGGGCAGAAUCUCGUUUAAUGGGUUUUCUUUGGCAUUAUUAUGCAUGCAUGGAAGGAGCAGUAUACGAUGUCACUGAUUGGGCAGCUUGUCAAGCUGGUAAUUUAAAACAUCUGAGAGCAAAUACUCAUAGCGUACAGUACAGAAUCGUCUUAGGCCAACGACCACCAUCGCAAACAGCCACUAGUGGUAAAAAACGGCAACAAAUAGACCCAAAUACGAGCGAAGCAGACUUUGAAGACUUUUUAAAUAAUCUGUACAAUCACAGCAAAACCGGAACUUCAAGCGCACCAGGAGAUCAAAACUCCUUUAGAGAUUGUAAGCGACGUAAAGCUAAACGUAAGAAGUAAAAAAUAAUGGCAAGUUACUUCCUAAUCUUUUAGUAUCCUUCAUGUAUGAUUAUACAGUAAUAUCCAUACAUACUUCUCCGAUGAAUUUUCAUAUUCUUUCCUUGAAUCAAAUUUCAAUAAUAACCAAAUAAAUUAGAUCAAUCUGAAUAUUAGUAAUAUUCAGUGACUUCAGCACAAUAUUCAAAUUAUAUAAGACAAAUUUUAAAAAGUAUACAUAUAGGUAUGUCUCGGUAACAUAUUUGUUGUCAUUAAAAAUAACUUGAUUUUUAUUUUGAUUGUAAUGAUAAAAGUUUAGUAUAGCAAAAAUGACGCAAGGUAAAGCUUAUUUAAGAAGUGUGUUAAUGUUAGAAAAAUGAUUUAAAAAGUAUUUUAAUCAUUGACUUCUACGUGAAAAUUGCUUGUACUUUCCUAGAAUAACAAAAUAUACAUUUUAAAUUUAUUUAAAAUAUAAAGUUCCGUAAUAGUACAGUGUAUUAAAUGUAGUAAAAACGUAUUGUGAAUUAAAUUUUAGAGGAGAAAGAAAUUAAUUCUAAAUUAAAACAUGAUGAAAACUAUGUAGAUUACGAGACAUUUUCAUAUUACACUCAUAAUAUAAAUCUUAAUAAUACAGAUUGCGAAUUGGAUUAAUAAAAGGAGAAGAAAGUAGGACAAGUAGUAGUACUUUGAGGAAGACAGUGCACUUUUAGCAUUAUAAUCAACUUCUUUAAUACUAUUAUUAAAUUGUUUAUUUGGUUCUGUAAUAUUAUUAUUAAGUGAUUCAUCAUUCUUCUCUUUUUUUUCUCAUUACUAUCUUUAUCAGAUAUGAUAGCGUCAUUCGAGCUCUUUUCUGAGGAAUUGUUAUCAUCUUUCUUAUUAAUUGUUGCUAAUGCAAUUUCUUCCUUUGUAAAUUUUGUAGUGCUGCUAUUUGUACUUGCUCUUGUCAAUCUCGAAGACGGGAGCACAAAUUUACUUACUACACUGGAUGUCAUACUAUGUGGGUCAACUCGUUCAAAUAAAAACUCUUGCUCCUCUUUCUUUUUACUGUCUUGUCGAGAUACUUGUUUUGUUUGUUGAGUUUUCAACAUCAAUCUUUUGAGGGUGACUCUCGUAACUCUUUUCGGAGUUGUAGGUGGUUUUUUAACUUUCGGAAUAUCUUUGGUCCCUGGCGAGUAUAAUUUAUGGUGUACUACACCAACAACAAACGGAGCCCUUUUCUUCAUUUUGUUCAUUUGUCCAUUGUAAGAGCCUUUCUGCACGUGUUUCUACCAGACCGGGUGUCUAUUUCUGUAAACAUAAUCAAAUAAUAAAUAUUAAAAUAAAAAUAAAUAAUAAAAAAUUGUAUUACAUAUUAUAUAAAUUUGAUAAUCUUUUAAGUUUGUUCAAUUUUUGAUUGAAGUUAUAAUAGUAACCUC
Hylaeus anthracinus is the source of this 4150-nucleotide messenger RNA. RefSeq names its product dnaJ homolog dnj-5. NCBI's taxonomy places the organism in Eukaryota, Metazoa, Arthropoda, Insecta, Hymenoptera, Colletidae. The record is from RefSeq and is a predicted model, not a curated record. The transcript is spliced from 6 exons. The coding region runs from base 225 to 2759 and encodes 844 amino acids. Gene Ontology annotation, molecular function: dopamine receptor binding.